Molecule: messenger RNA, 3089 nt
Organism: Lytechinus variegatus (green sea urchin)
Lineage: Eukaryota; Metazoa; Echinodermata; Echinoidea; Temnopleuroida; Toxopneustidae
Product: BUD13 homolog
Exons: 7
Coding region: 87-1904 (605 amino acids)
Biological process (GO): mRNA splicing, via spliceosome
Cellular component (GO): U2-type spliceosomal complex; RES complex
Molecular function (GO): RNA binding
Source: RefSeq, a predicted model, not a curated record
CUCGCGCGCCAGACGAAAAUAAUAAUUAUAAACGGACGAGUUUCCAAGAGCCGAAUGUAUCGGUACCAAAUCGCAACAAAUCAGUCAUGUCAGUCAUCGACCAAAAAGAAUACCUGAAAAGAUAUCUUUCAGGAGGUGAUACUGAGGAGAAAAAGAAGAAGAAGCGAAAGAAAAAACAUGGAGGACAUUCAGGAGUAGCUGUGAAGGCUGCUAGUGUACGUGUAUUAGAUGAUGAUGUGGACUUCCGAACCCUUGUCCGACCUGAUGCUGAUGAUGACAAGUCCAAAUUGCUUGAAGAAGCCGAUGAAGCUCCUUUGGUUGCGGGGUUUGUCGACGAGAGACCCGAAGAAGAAGUCAAGCUCGAGCAGUACAGGAAGAGUGAUAAAUGGAAAGUCAUAAAACAAGAUGAAGAGGAAGAACCAUCUAGGAUGUCAUCAGGUGGAAGUCGAAGACCCCGCCAUGAUUCCUCAUCAGAUGCUUCUCCGCCUAGGAGACGACGUCAUGACUCUGAUUCUGAUCUAUCCCCUCCAAGAGGCACGUCAGGAGAGAUGUCCAGGAAAAGGCAUGAUUCCGAUUCCGACCUGUCCCCGCCUAGAGGAAGGCCAGAGCGGACAUCGAAGAAGAGACACGACUCUGAUUCAGACCUCUCCCCUCCAAGAGCCAGACAGGGACAGGCGCCCAGGACACGACACGAUUCAGACUCUGAUAUGUCUCCUCCGCGGCGAAAUGGCACGGCUGAACAUUCCCGGAGGGGUCGCCAUGAUUCAGAUUCCGAUUUAUCCCCUCAGAGAACUAGGGUCAAAGACUCAAGGAAAAAGCGGCAUGGCUCGGACUCUGACCUUUCACCUCCAAGACAUAAAAAGUCCAAAGAUUCUAGGAGAAGUCGUAAUGAUUCAGACUCUGAUUUAUCAGCAGUGAGGACUAAGACGAAUAAUGGAGACAGACUAAAGCAAAGGAGGAGACAUGAUUCUGAUUCCGACAUCUCCCCUCCUAGGAGAAGAAAACCUAGUCCAGUUCAAAACUCCAGGAGGAGGCAUGACUCUGAUUCUGAUCUUUCACCUCCAAGGAUAUCAAAUUCUAAGAGGAAAGACCAAACUCGAUCAAAGUCCGGUAGGUCCAGUCGGGACCUGUCUCCAAUCAGGAAAGGGCGUGGCUCUGAUGAUGGCCUCUCUCCACCUAGGAGAGGGGGAGAAGGGAAGAGGAGAAGGAUGGACUCUGAUUCAGACCUUUCACCCGACAGACAAAGACCAAGCAAAUCUGAAGAUGGGAUGAAGCGGAAGCCAAAGACAACUCUGUCAGGAGCUAAGGCCGGUUUAUCAGAUGCUGCUGCCCUAAGGAGAGAGAAUGAAGCAACGAGACGAAGAACCAAUGAGGCUUACUCAAGGCUUGAUGAUGAUAUCAGUGGUAAAAAUGCAGAGACUGUUUUCAGGGAUAAGAGUGGUAAGAGGAGAGACUUGAAGGAGGAGAAACGAAUGAAGAAAGAAGAGGAGGCCAGAAAAGCUGAAGAAGAUGAGAAAUUCUUGGAGUGGGGGAAAGGAGUGGCCCAAGUCAAGAAUCAGAAGAACAGCAUUGAAGAUACGAUGAGAGAGAUGGCCAAACCUUUAGCGAGGUACAAAGACGAUGAAGACCUGGACCAGAUGUUGAAGGAACAGGACCGAGAAGGAGACCCCAUGCUGGCGUUCCUGAAGAAGAAAGAAUCCAAGGCCAUGGCGAAGGCUGGGAUUAAAGAGAAACCAAGGUAUCGAGGACCGAAGCCACCACCGAACCGCUUCAACAUCCAGCCAGGGUACCGAUGGGACGGGGUCGAUCGAUCUAGCGGAUUCGAGAAGAAAUACUUCCAGAGAAUAUCGGACAAGAAGGCUACAUCUGAAAUCGCUUAUAAAUGGAGCAUUGAAGAUAUGUGAAUGAAAAUGAUAAAGGGUGGCACAACCAUUACUAAAAUAUUGGAUUCCGUCGUUGGAGCAGAACUUUUGGUGUAAGAAACAGAGUGGCUGCUUGAAAAUGAACCAGAGGACCAUUUCUUGAGGCUCAAAUUUACACACGCCUUGCGACCUAGAUAGCAUGUCAUGACAAGUUUUGUCGGUGACUUUCACAGACAGGUUUUACAAGCUACUGCAAAUCCUUGAUUUGGAUUGGCUGAGAGCAAUUAGGGAAAAUCACUUUCAAAACUUCUCACGAAACGCUCUUCGGUUCUUGUGCAUUUGGGAUAACCCAUUUUUCGUCAAGGUCUCAACAAAGUAGAGCUGAAUAUAUUUAUUAUAACUCUUAAAAAGUUUUUAAAAUUAUCUGCACUACAUUCAGAUGCUUGUUAGUAACAGGAAUUUUCAUCUUAAAAUUUAACCUAAAAAGAUUGGAUUUUAACUUUAUUUUGUGGGAAACAUUGAGAAUGUAAUUCGGCACCCAAGGGUAGAGUCCCAUUUCAUAAAAUCUGUUAUAAUAACGAAUUUGCAGUAACAGCUAAAAGCUAUUGAAGUGCAUCUAUCUGAUUGGCUGAUUAUAAGUCUGUUAUAGAAAUUUGUGCAUUUGUUUCUAUAACAUGUCUUGAUGAAAUGGGACCCAGGUUGUUGGGUGUGUGUCAAUUCAUGCAUAACUAACAAACCUCUUUGAAUUGAAUCUGUUGCAAGUAUUUGUUAGACAGGGCCCAAGACAGUUCGGUCAGCACAUUCAAACAAACGUAAGGCAAGCCGUUUGAUGGCAUAAAACUGAUUGUAAAUUCAAGCGACUUACAAACAACUAGUGAUCCUUUCUUGAGGUAAAUUGUGCACACCAAAUUUUCAUUGGUGUGGAUUUAACUUGCAAGAAAAGAUCGCCAGUGGUUGGUAGUCGCUCAUGACUUACGAUCAGCUUUCCCAGGUGUGGUGGCUUCUUCAGGAUGGACUAUUCUGAUAUGAGCAAAUUUGCAAGAUCGAAGCUGCUUUUCAUACAACUUGUUAGAUUUCAGGAACUGGUUCAAGCUCAGAUUAUUGCUUUCAUUGCAUCUCCUGAAAGACGGUCCCUCCAAUGUCCCAUCUUGAAAUUGUGAAACAAUAGUCUGCAAUGUCAAAGUUGUACAGUGUAUUUUGUUAAUGAUGUAGAUAUUAAACGCUAUU